AUGUCUGUGUGUCUCGCAGUAACAAAAGGAAUCGCUGUCUCCUCUUUGGGAUUAUACGCAGGUCUUCUAACAUCUUCCACCUUAAUUUCAUCAACUACACCUCUAAUAACAAACACUUUACCCACUGACCUUUUGAAUUGGAAACCUUUAUUAUCAAAAUUCAAAGCAUGUGCUACUACAUUAGGUUCCCUGGCAACCACGUUUUUCGGAUUAAGUUAUUUCGGCUCGCCAACAAAUUUGAGACAUCCAUACCUAUUAUAUAGUAUGAUGAUUAGCCCCCUCUCAGGUAUAUUCCUUUAUCUAACUACAGAUUUUAAUCAAUUAAGUGAUGACAUGAUUGAAAAGUCUCCUUCUUCUUCAUCAAUUGAAUCAACAACGAGCGCACAAGAAAAAACCAAUUUGGGAGAAUCAAUAGUUGAUUUAGGUAAAGAAAAUGAACGUAGAGGAAGUGAAGGUAAACCAUUAUUAGAGAAAAAAGAACACAGAGAAAAAAUCGUUGAAGAUACUAAUAGAAAUGUCAUUCUUUCUAAUCAAACAAAAAUCCUUACCAAAUUGUCUAUUGCAACAAGUUUUGCUAUCGUGGGAUUUGUACAAUCUGUUGUCGGUAUUUACGGUGAAGGUCAAUUUACUUGA
This is a messenger RNA of Naumovozyma dairenensis CBS 421, 633 nucleotides long. It is a transcript of the gene ATG33, whose product is annotated as Atg33p. The record is from RefSeq and is a predicted model, not a curated record. The coding region runs from base 1 to 633 and encodes 210 amino acids. Gene Ontology annotation, biological process: autophagy of mitochondrion. NCBI's taxonomy places the organism in Eukaryota, Fungi, Ascomycota, Saccharomycetes, Saccharomycetales, Saccharomycetaceae. Gene Ontology annotation, cellular component: mitochondrion. The transcript has a single exon.